This is a messenger RNA of Pisolithus orientalis, 1542 nucleotides long. RefSeq lists its product as uncharacterized. The coding region runs from base 1 to 1542 and encodes 513 amino acids. Lineage: Eukaryota; Fungi; Basidiomycota; Agaricomycetes; Boletales; Pisolithaceae. The record is from RefSeq and is a predicted model, not a curated record. The transcript is spliced from 6 exons.
AUGUCCCAACAUGCUGAAGCAUCUCAAACCACCACCCCCUCCAUUGCUCUCCCAUGUGAAAUAGUCACUAAUGCUGCAGACAUAGUCAUGGCAGAGCUUCUGACACUCCAUGACUACAGGAACAAGCAAUACUGGAAAAGAGCUAUGCAUGUCAUUUGGGAACAGUUGACCCAUGUGCACCCUUUGGUUGAGGAACUGCCCUCAAAAUUCACCAUCCCUACCCACAUCAUUGCUGCCAAAAUGAUUAUGAGAGAUCUGGUGGUGCUUAUGGCAUUGAAGGAGUGGCUGAACUUUGACAAGAUCAGAGACACAAUGGAUGCCAAUGUCACAGACCAUCUGUGGUACCAGAUUGGAAGGCCUGUUGAUAAGGGUAAAGGACUUUGGAAGAACCCUGCAGCCAAUCAACUAGUCAGGCUGCUCCUACUGGCACUCAUCCUAGAAGUCGAAGGCCACAGAAGCAUACAAGCAACUGCUGGAGCAUCCACUGGUUGUGGCCACUUGGUUGCCACUCUUGCAACCCCUGCCACUGGCUAUAUGCCUGUUGCUGAAGAUGACCAAUGCGAUAGGGAUAGCUGCCAGAAGUACAGGUGUAGUAUCCUCACUGGAGUGAAGGCCAUGCAGUCACAGUCAAGGCGACCCUGCAGUCGUGCUGUAACUGAGGUGCCUGAUGGAACAGUGGACUGUCCCCAAACCAUUGCAGCCACCAGUAACCCCAGCCAAUGCUGUCCUCAAAGCCCUUCACCAGGGCCAUCAGCCACAAUAUCCUCAGAACCCACCACUCCCACAUGGCAGACCCAGAAGUGGUGGGCAUCCACUAGAAGUAUGACACCUGCUGCUGGCAAGACAGCCACCUUGGCUGCUCCAAGCUCCUGCAGGCAAAUGGUCAUCAUCACUCCAUCCUGGCAGCAGUCAGGUUGGCAGACAUCAAGCCUGGCAUCCUGGGGGGUGGCAACAUCCCAAAGCCAUCUCACUACCCCAUCCUGCCCAGUGACCCCCAAUGCCACCCCAAUGGAGUGUAUGGAAGAGGAGAUCACAGCAUUCCAGCAGCAGAAUAUGGAGAUGGCACACAAUCUGCUGGAAACCCACCAUGAGCUUGCUGAUACCCAGCAGGCCCUUGCAGAUACCCAGACCAAGUUGCAGAUGCUUUGCGAUGUUGUCAAGGCCUUACACCAGCAUCUGUACCCGUUGCCACACUCCUCACCUGAUGCACCUGGACCCUCCUGCCCCUCCCCCAUUGGCUUUGCAAUUACAAGUCAUCAAGCAGUCAUUCCCACUGAUGGUGCAAGGAUACUUGACCUUGCACCCACUAUGAUGGUCCAGGAGGUUGCGAUUGAUACCAGCAUCCACCAGAACCUCCUGGGUGAUAUGCUUUUCACCCCUUCUACUCUCCUGCCACCCCCCCACCAUUUUGCAUACUCAUCCACCCCUGGUGUAGGAGAAGCCUGGCCCCCUAUCUAUGUCUCUUUGGGGGCAGUUGCCGACUGUGCUGGUGGGGAUGAUGCUGAUGAUGAGGAUGCUGCUAAUUGGAUGGAUGUAGAUUAA